Molecule: messenger RNA, 4238 nt
Organism: Podarcis raffonei (Aeolian wall lizard)
Lineage: Eukaryota; Metazoa; Chordata; Lepidosauria; Squamata; Lacertidae
Product: neuroendocrine protein 7B2-like
Exons: 12
Coding region: 194-3193 (999 amino acids)
Biological process (GO): neuropeptide signaling pathway; regulation of hormone secretion
Cellular component (GO): secretory granule
Molecular function (GO): enzyme regulator activity
Source: RefSeq, a predicted model, not a curated record
CGAGCGAAGGCUGCCAGCAACCAUACCGGGCGUUUGCCGAGGCACGUCCUUCGGCGCCAGCCGUUAGGGGUCUUGUGAUUUCGAACAGGGAAACGAGCCAAUCGGAGAAGAGGAGGGGCAGGGAGGCGCUCAGUUUGAGGCGAGACGCGGCCGACGGAGGCCACGGCGAAGAGCAGCGGCGACGGCGACUGGGAUGGAGGCCUUGGAAAGCCGCGGAAGAGGGUUGGCGAAGCUGGCGGUGCAGCAGCAGCUCCGAGCCGCCUAUGGGAUCAAGGUGAAGAAUCGGCCAGCGAAAGGGAAGCCCUUGCCCGCCGCCGCCGGGGAGGGGAAGGGCAAAAUAUUUGGAAUAGCUCUUCAUGAAUUACCCCAUCAAGAUGUGCCUGAAUAUGAUCGUAUACCUUGCUUCUUAGUUGAGGCAUGUAAAUAUUUAGAAGAACACAUUGGCACUGAAGGGCUCUUCAGAAUAUCCGGAUCAGUUGUUCGCAUAAAAGCAUUAAAGGGUAAACUGGAUCAAGGUGAAAACUGCCUGUCAACUGCUCAGCCCUGUGAUGUUGCAGGGCUUCUGAAGCAGUUUUUCAGAGAACUGCCUGAGCCCAUUCUCCCAAGUGACCUGCAAGAAGCUCUCAUCAAAGCCCAACAAUUGGGCAGCGAGGAGAAGAAUUCUGCCACACUGCUGCUUUCCUGUCUUAUGAAUGACAGAAUAAUCAAUAUACUCAGAUAUUUUUUCAUGUUUCUCAAAAAUGUGUCUCUAAGAUCUGCUGAGAACAAAAUGAGCAGUAGCAACCUGGCAGUUAUCUUUGUUCCAAACCUCUUGCAAUCAAAUGAAGCUGACAAGAUGUCGGCUCAUACAGAGAGAAAGCUUCGUUUGCAGGCGGCAGUUCUGCAGACGCUUAUUGAUCAUGCAGAAAAAAUAGGGCAUGUACCAAAGUUCAUCCUGGAAAAGAUACCUACUAUGCUUGGCAUUGAUGAUCCUGUCUCCACUCCUUCGCGGCAAGAAUAUGAAGAAAGUGAAGGUGAAACUCCAGGUGAACCCACAAGGAGGAGGAGGAGGAGGAGCAUGGGAGAUAUUGUUAGUGGAGCUCUGAAUAAACUUAAAUCUAACAGAACCCCCUCCACUACACCACAGAAAGACAGGCAUGUCUUUUCAUCAGUGACUCCAGUGAUACUUACUCCAAAUUUUAAACGUAAAUGUCAAGCUGAUUCCUCGCAAGGUUUCUCUAACAAAAAAAGGCGAUCUAUCAGGCAUAACUUGGCUCUUGAAUUGCUACCAAGUAGCCUUUUUAGUGUUGGAUCAACACCUGGUUCAGCUCAUUUUGAAACAAGCCCUAAUGUAUCUCUUGACGCACCUCAGAGUUCUGUGUCUAUCUCAGUCAGUAGUGAAAAGCACCUGCCUAGUGUAGGAAGUCGAAGAAGCAAAAGAAUUGCCAGCAAAAAAGUACAUAGGGUUGAGUCUGGAAAAAUGGGUUGCUUUUCUCCUAAGGUUAGUCGGAAAGAAAUGGUGCGCAGGUCAUUGCGACUAAAGUUCAUUCUGGGAAGGAGCAGCAAAGAGAAUACUGCAGUGGAGCAUCUGCCUAGCAACAGAUCUGAAAAUGUUGGUCGUCGACUUGCAAGUCAACAAAAUGUUGAAAGUGGGAUGAAUCAUGGAAAGACAGCUGCAUUUUUAAGCCCAUGUGUCGGUGAAUAUAUAACAAAAAAAGAUUCCAAAAACAUCAGCAAGUCAGAGGAAAACUUGCAAAUUGAAAACCCACAUAAUGAAACAACCUACCGAAUGUCCUGGACCGGCCCCAGUACUGCAGGAUCUGAGAAGACUAGCAAUAGGGCUGCUGCUUUGAUGGCAUGUCGUGAAGCAGAAACCUCUUUUUCUGAGCCUCUUCUUACAACUAGAAUACCACCAAUCAUUCCUGUUAAGUCAAGACCCACUGAUGCAAGUUCUGAACAGGAAAGCAAAAAACAACAAACUUCUUUUUGUGAGGAUGAAAAUGAUUUGACUGCAGACACUUUAUUGAAAAUUAAGACAGCAUUUUCUGAAUCGGGAAGCAACCUUCAUAAUUUAUUUGAAACUGAGCCUUCAAAAUUAAAUUUAACACAAGGUACAGCAUGCUUUUCAGAACUCAAUCUAGAGGAAGAGCUCUCUAAAGCCCAAGCUCAGAAACUGACAAAUGUAGAACAGAAGACUCCAUUUGUAGGUUCUGCGAAUAAAUCAAACGUCUCCGACAAACGUCUGCCAAAUAUGGAUCAAGUCAAAGCUGUAGACAGUUCCCUCUUCCCAAACCAUACAGAGACUAAUCUUCCAGUCCAUGAUCUUAGCAAAAGUGAGGGAUCAAUAAAAAAGGAGCACUUGACCAUAAUGACAUCUCCAGGGAUGCAUUUAAAUAGCACAAACACCCUGAAAAAUGAGACAUUGGAAUCGGAUGAAAAAACCGAUGAAGAAUUUAGAUACUGUUACUCAGAAAUUAAAGAAUGUCUUGAAAAAGGGGAGCUUCUUUCUCAGUUGCCAGAAGAUGGCGACAGAAACAAUACAUGUUAUCUACACAUGGAAACUAUUGAGAAAUCUACAUUUUCCCCUCCAGGAAAGGUUGCUGACCAUAUACAUUGGUUCAACAAACUUUCAUUAAAUGAGCCAUGUUCUGCAACCAAAGCCAAAUCACCACUUAAGUUUCAACGUACGCCUGUCCGUCAGUCAGUACGGAGAAUGAACUCCCUCUUGGAGGCUAGCAAGCCGUCAGUUGCUUGUGGAUUAAUAAAAGCUGGCAAUGACUGUCCUUCUCUUGUUAAAUCAGUGAGUUUUGAAACCACAUUGCCGUCCUACAUGGAAAAUACCUCUAGUACAUCUACAGCUUCUCUGCUUUCUUCUGAAUCAACCUGCAAGCAAGAGUCUACUUGCAAUCGGUAUUCUCUGUCUUCCAAAUCCUGCCCACAACUAAUACAUCCAUUACAGCAAGCCAGCAGGCCUGGUACAACCUGCAAAGAGACCAGUCAUCAAUCCAAGUCAGUCCUUGAGGACCUAACUAAUCACGAAGCACCAAAAGCUGUUGUAAAAACGAACACAAAUGUAAAUAUUCUGGUUGCUACACCUGACAAAUGUGAUUUCAGGAGAAAAUUGUCAGAAAAGAAGGUUCGCUAUAGAGGGUCUCCAAAGAACCCAAUAGCCACAACCAAACUCCUUCCAGUUGUUAAACCUCUUGACUUAUAGGUUAAACAACCCAAUUCCUGGCAUGUUUCCUAUAGACUGCAGUGGUCUUUGUAUUUAGGAUUGUAGCCAAAGUCUCUUGUUUAUCUUAAACUAUCCAUCUGCUUCUUUAUUUUUUUUAAAAAAAUCUAUCGUUUUUGUUUUUAAAUAGGAUUCUUUCUUGAAUUGAGAGGAAAUGUAGGCUGCAACUGAAACUUGAAUAAGUUCUGUUGGGUAGUGUUUACCUUGUGGCUUCUAAUAAGUAUUUGCCUUUCAUAUUUUGACUGGAUUUUAGAGGGGGUGGGGAAGCUUGAAAAUGCUGCUGGUUACGGUUAAUUCAGUUUUCAAAAAUUACGAAGAAUCUGUUUUUAGUUGAUCUUGUAGUGUGAGAAGUUUAAAAUUGCAUUUGUAAGGAAGUGCAUUCCUCACUUGCAAAGUAUAACACUGUGUUUGCAAGUCUUGGUUCACAGUCUUGAGUCUCACAAUAUAGUUAGUUCUUACAGCAUUUUAAGUGUCUGUAAGGUUUAUAUUGGGUACUGGUGCUCAGGUAAAAGCAGCUGUUAAGAAGCUCACAGCUUGUCUACUGAUCGGAGGUGCAUUUUUUUGUUGACUCAAACAAAUAGCCACCAAAUUAAAACAUUGGCAAGUUAAGCAACUAUGUAAUUGUAGGUGGAUGCACACAGAGGAUGCUAGCACAAUUUAUGGUAAAUAUUCCAAUGCUGCUGGAUGCACAUUAUUUUCUAACUGCAAAUUGGGGGGAGGGGAUAUAUGCAAAAGAACUUGCAGGUCUUAAUUUCUUUUCUUAAAGUAAUGUGGUACAGCAAACCGCAUGAUUAAAAAUAAUGAAAUAUACCUAUUAUGUCACCACAAUAAAACUGUAUAGAGCCAUACUGUUUAUUUGCACAGAUAUUUUGCUCUGUCUGCUGUAAUAUUGAAACUGUUCAGUUCUGUUUAUAGUACAUAAAUUAUUUAAACUUGAAGUUGAUUUUUAUUUAGCUUUUCUAUGUAAUUUGAUUUGUGAUAGUGCUAAAUUUAUUUUUUCCAAAAUAAAAAACUUUUUUUUCUUUAA